UACAAGGCACCUUUCACACGCUCACGUUUAGAAUCUCCAGCGUGCAACAUGGAUAACAGAUGUCAUUGUUCUGCCAGCAGCGACAGGCUGUCAAAUCCAAUCCUCUACAACAUCCUCAGCCAAGUGGACAAUGAGAACAGCAGCUUCGGCUCCACUUCCCUUCCUCACAGGUGUAACUGUGAGACGAGAUGGACGGUCUGCUUGCUGAGGCUGUCUGAGGCGUGCAAAGACGCUUCAGCAGUUCUGGUGAAAACCGCCAGCUUCAUGAAGAAUCUACCUGCUUUUAACCAGCUUCCUCCAAAUGACCAGUUCUCACUUCUCAAAGCCUGCUGGGCUCCGCUCUUCAUUUUGGGUCUGGCGCAAGAACACGUGGACUUUGAGGUGACGGAGAGCCCGGCUGACAGUAUGCUGAAGAAGAUCCUCCUGAACGGCCAGCAGAGCCCCGAGACGAAGAGAGAGCAGCCCACCAUGGCCGGUGUCAGCAAACUGAAAUCCUGCCUCAAAAAGUUUUGGACAUUGGAUUUAAGUCCCAAGGAGUACGCGUACCUCAAAGGGACCACGAUAUUUAAUCCAGAUGUUCCAGACUUAAAUGCAGCUAUGUUUGUUCAAGGGCUGCAACAAGAAGCUCAGCACGCCCUCAGUGAGGUGGUGCAGCUCCUUCACCCAGGUGACCCGGAGCGGUUUGCCCGCAUCCUCCUCACGGCCUCCACGCUGCAGACCAUCACGCCCAGCCUCAUCACAGAACUCUUCUUCCGGCCCGUGAUCGGCCAGACGGAUCUGCUCGAGCUGCUCGUCGAUAUGCUCUUCUGCAGCGAGGCUUCUUGAAACUGCCGAGUCCUCAGGAAAAGAAGGAAGAAAAAUUACGCAAAAACAUAAAGCUGUAAAUGACUGAAGCUGUGGCUACUUUAAAGACUGCAAACAUAAUAUCUGCUAAGUGGAGAGUUUUCCACAUCUUAAAAAAAA
Molecule: messenger RNA, 963 nt
Organism: Thalassophryne amazonica
Lineage: Eukaryota; Metazoa; Chordata; Actinopteri; Batrachoidiformes; Batrachoididae
Gene: nr0b2a
Product: nuclear receptor subfamily 0, group B, member 2a
Exons: 2
Coding region: 49-825 (258 amino acids)
Biological process (GO): circadian rhythm; negative regulation of transcription by RNA polymerase II
Cellular component (GO): cytoplasm; nucleus
Molecular function (GO): transcription corepressor activity; transcription factor binding
Source: RefSeq, a predicted model, not a curated record